Messenger RNA from Stylophora pistillata, 1134 nucleotides. RefSeq names its product matrix-remodeling-associated protein 5. The record is from RefSeq and is a predicted model, not a curated record. NCBI's taxonomy places the organism in Eukaryota, Metazoa, Cnidaria, Anthozoa, Scleractinia, Pocilloporidae.
AUAAUUAUUCGUGCGUUGUUAGCAUAAAACUUCACCGCAGAAAUCGAACAUGUUCGCUUACGCGAUCCUGUUAGAGAAUCUUUUACUGUAUGGUGUCUUUUGUUCGUCGGCGAAAGGUCUUAGUAGAGUUCCUGUGCGAAUUCACCAAAGAGUGUCUCUACACAUCCCAUCGAUUCAACUGGAAAAUGGGACUGAGAUUGGUUGGUUUUCCUGCCCAACUAUGAGCUGCCAUCUGGGUUGGAACGAGCAUUUUUUGGCUGACAUAACGUUUAUGACAAAGGUGUCUGUUGAUGAUCCGAACUUAGAUGUCUACCCCAAUGGGACUUUGGCCAUCAAGAAAGUCCUCCCCAUCUAUGAUGGAAGAUACUUCAUCAUGCGGGUACACCUAAAAAAUAGAACAAGCAAGGCCUACAGUUCCCAAAUUAAAAUUGAUAAAGGUGAUGUGUACAUCUUGAUUAUUUUGCUCUCAGUAAAUUCUGUCUCCAAGCAUCCUUCUGCUUUCAUAUCUGUAACUUCUUCACCAAUAUUAAUAAUUUUCUUCUUAUUUCCAGAGCCCCCAACAAUGACACUAAUCAGUCAGCAAAAUAUUCAUGUGUAUGUAGGGAUGGACCUUCAUUUAGAAGCUGAAGUAAGAGCGUACCCCUAUCCAAGGGUUUCUUUGAUCCAUGUCGUGUGGACAGAACAACAUGUUGUAAAGAACAUAUCCAAUGAUUUUAGUUCUUCUGAAAUAAAGCUGAAGGUUCCAAACAUUACAAAAUCCGGUGAUGGUUCCUACAUUAUAUUCGCUGAGAAUGCACUUGGAAAUCAUAAUCUUACUGUGAGAGUUUAUGUGCAAGAUCUUUCAUGUUCAAUAUCGACAUGUACAACUCCAACAGAUCUUCCAAGUUCAACACUGACAACUCCAACAGAUAACCCAGGAGAUCAAGAAUGUUAUACCUACAAAGUGCACUUUUACGUAUGCUUAGCGUUCUUGUCACUUGUUAUAGUUACUAUAAUUUUUCUAAAGCGUAGAACGCUAUUGUCUUUCGUGACACGUACCUGCCGUGCCCAGGUUAUCAACCAGCGGAAUAUCAAUUUGCAUGUCUAGAACUUAUCAGCUGUCAUUGGUCAAGAAAUUUUGCUUUGGGAAUACCU